Molecule: messenger RNA, 3063 nt
Organism: Dermochelys coriacea (leatherback sea turtle)
Lineage: Eukaryota; Metazoa; Chordata; Testudines; Dermochelyidae
Gene: MTFR1
Product: mitochondrial fission regulator 1
Biological process (GO): aerobic respiration; mitochondrial fission
Cellular component (GO): mitochondrion
Source: RefSeq, a predicted model, not a curated record
ACCGGAGCCCGGCGACUGCCGGUUCGGCCGCGGCGCUCUGGCCCGCGAAGGAGGUGCCGGUUAGGUCCCGCCUCUCGCAGGCGCGGCGGUGAUUGGUCAGUCCUGUGCAGCUCGCGAUUGGCUGUGCGGAGAGGGCUGAGCUCCAAGUGGAGCCCGAGCCUCUGGACCCCAAGAGCCGGUGACCGGCGAGGGAGCGCGGAGGCCCUGGCUGGGCAGCGGAGGGACUAUGGAACUUCAGCAGCCCUGUAGGUUUGGAAGGUUUAAAUACCAGUUUGUGAAGACUUUUUGCCACUCCAGAUGAUCUGCUGGAUUAAACGUGUAAUUAGGAUGGUUUUUGCACAAGUUGGACUAAACAUGGAAUCAGUGCUCUGGUCAGGAAAGCCUUAUGGUUCAUCUCGAAGUAUUGUAAGGAAAAUUGGUACUAAUCUCUCUCUUAUCCAGUGCCCAAGAGUUCAGUUUCAGGUUACCUCUCACUCUACAGAAAGAAACCACUCUAAACAGCUUAGAGAAGACACGGUAGCCUCUUUUGCAGAUGUGAGAUGGGUUGCGCAAGAAGAAGGUGAAGUCUCUACAAGGCUCAGAUCAGAAGUCUGGUCAAAAUCGGCUCUACCUCUUCCACAUGAACCAUAUUGCUCUGGAAGAACCACAAGUAGACAAGUAUCCUUACCAAACCUAUUACAAGAAGAGCCAGCCCCCAAGGGUGUGGUGACCAAGAAUGAUGAAGCUCUGCAGAAGAUUAAUGCUCUCGAAAAUGAACUUGCCAGUUUAAGGGCACAAAUAGCCAAAAUUGUAAUCUUGCAAGAACAGCAGAAUCUGCCAGCAGCUGGAUUAAGUCCUACUGCAUCAGCUCCUGCACCACCACCACCUCCUCCUCCACCACCGCCUCUUCCACCUUCUGGGGUACAUCGGAGUAUGUCUGCUAUUGAUCUCAUUAAAGAGCGAAAAGGCAAGAAAAUAAACGCGGGACAGACUUUGAUAGAUAAUGGUCCAAAGAAGCCUGAAUUACCAAACAUGCUAGAGAUCCUCAAAGACAUGAACAGUGUCAAACUGCGUGCAGUGAAAAGACCAGCAGAAGGCACAAAAUGCAAAUCACCUGACCCGACUGAUCCUACAGCACUAAUAGCUGAAGCUCUCAAAAAGAAAUUUGCUUAUCGAUACAGAAGUGAUAACCAAAGUGAAACGGAAAAACAGAUUCCAGAGUCUGAAACAAAGCUGUUUGGACCACACAUGCUGAAGCCUACUGGAAAAAUGAAGACUUUAAUUGAAAAAUCUUAACUACUUUUAUAUCACUACAAGAGACUAUUCAGCUGCUUUAAUUAGAAAUCAGUGUUAUGUAGUGUCUCUUGGUAUUUAGUGCCCUGCUACAAAACAAACCAAAAAAAAAAAUUAUAAAAACGUAGUGCCUUUGUUUUACAUUUUGAAGUCUAGAGGUACUUGUCCUUAUGUGACUUUUAACUAGAGGGUUGAGUUGACCGACAGUACAAGUUUUUAAACCUAUAAAGUAAACUUUAAAAUCUAGCUUUCAAUACCUAAAAUACUAAGACUUUUCUGUGGUGGUUUUAUUUUAACACUAAUUUUAUCUGUACAAAUGUUUUUAUAUACAUGACUGACAGUCUUCAGACAGUUUGUGUAAAUGAUAAUAAUGGGAAUGAAGUACUGUCAGUCAUUUUAUCUUUCAUAUAAUAGCUGAUGUAACAAGUUCCUUGCACUGCAGAAUUUAGUUUGAGACUAGCAACUUCUGUUCCAAAUGAGAUCUCAUUAGUUUAACACAGCUUUUGCUGUUUUUAGCCUAAAAAGCAUAAACUGCUCCUGCCAGGGUAUCAAACUGUUAAGUUAAUAAUGAAGGAGAAACAGAUAAUCUCUGAUAAGCUUCAUUGAUUUUGUUACAAAGCUGAGUGAUAUGGAAUAGAGCAUUUCAAAAAUAGCAAGAUUUCUCAAAUGAGACUGCCCUUCUCUCAAUGCAGAAUGUUCCAUUUUUUUCCUCCAAUACAUAUAGUGCCUUUAAAGGUGAACUUGAUUUUGAGCAACUGGCCACAGCUAGCUUCAGGUUCAGUCCUCUGUCAAAAGGUAGACCAAUGUGUGUGAAAUAGGGUAGAAUAGCAGUGUAGAUUAAAAUACUUUAGACAGAAUGUCAGGGUAUGUGUCUGAGUGAGCAAAUGUGGAAGUCUGGGAAGUUAAGGUAGUAGAGAUGAGAAGAAAUGGAGUGCUUAUAAAAUGAACUGUAGGGUGUUUGUCAGUAAAAUCUUACUGCUUUCAGAGGCCCUGAUCUCUGUUGCAGCUGGGAAGUGCUUGACACACAGGAGAGAUGUUUUUACCCUCUACACAGUUAAUGGGGAGGUCUUGUGCUGGGUUAGUCCCUUAGGGUAAAGCAGAAGAGACUGAAGGCUACCCUUAUUUGUGAUAACUGCCCAUGGCCCCAAGAUAAUAUUUCAGCAGUCAGGGAUAUCUUGACUACAAUCUCUGCACUAGUUCCAGGAAAGCAUUGGUGUAGGAGAUCCUAGACAGGCUGGGUCACCUGAGGACCACUUGGUGAAAUCCUCUAGGCACCUGCUGUAUGGCAGCUUUGUCCUCCUGAUCAGCACCGAGCUGGAUCAUCAGGGGAAAACCAUCUGAGUCUCUUUGUACACAAAUGCAAUCCAGUUUUCUCAAGUAUCGAAAAAUUGGGUAGAAAACAUUCUGGCAUUCACAGGACUAACAAGCAGGAACACAACAGACCUAGCUUGGCUACAUAUCAAGUAAACUGACAGCAAGUUUCUUUUGAAUGUGGAUAAAUACAGGUAGAGAAGGUGAGUCAGCAAUCUUGUUCUAAAGGAACAGUUGGCUACUGGAGUUGUGAUGUGAGUGCUUGUUCUUGAAACUUUUUUUUUCCUCCUCUCCCACCCAAAUACUGGAAAAGUGCAGCAUUUUCCAUCCACCUACAUGCUAGUCAGUAUUAACAAAUUGAGAUUUAAAUAUUAUGAUCAACAAGGGCUUUAUUUCUGAUGUAAUACUUGAAAGUGUAUUUACAAAGCUGUUAAGUUUAAAAAAAUUGAUAAAUGUUUUAAUUAAAAAUUCCUUACUUUG